AUGUUGAAAAAUUUGUGUGAUAGAUUUGUAGAUUGUUUUGGUAUAGCAUUUCAUCACAAUCGGUCUUGUUUUCUGAAGAUCAGAUUUUUAGCUCUGCUUAGAGAAGGUUUUUCAAAAUGUUCGUCAAUUUUUAUUCGCUCCAAACUACCUCCUAAUCCUGAGAAUAGUUAAUCUAGAUAAUUAUCAGAUUUUAUCAAGAAUGGGGUAGAAACUCAUCGCACAUAUCAUGCUCAAUCUGAGAUAAUCUCUCCAAGAGAAGUCUGUUUGAGCUAAAACUGAUUAAAUUUUUGCUACAUAUUUAGUAACAAUUGGCAUAUAAAAUUAACAGUAUGUAUCAUCUUAUUCUAGUUCCUUUAGCAAUAGAAACUCCACAUUCUUUGUAUCUUCAACAAUCUUAAGCACUAUCAAACUUAAUCUCCAAAAAAGAGAAUCACAGGUGAAGAAGAGUCAAUUUAGCACUUUCCUCAAUGACAUGAGCCGUUAGAAAUCUGCUCUAGCUUAUGGCUAGCACAAGUAGUAUCUUCAGGAGCCUGACUAGGCCAGAUCUCAGGAAACAUCUGUUCAAUACC
Messenger RNA from Moneuplotes crassus, 569 nucleotides. NCBI's taxonomy places the organism in Eukaryota, Ciliophora, Spirotrichea, Euplotida, Euplotidae. The record is from the annotation of a GenBank genome assembly.